Messenger RNA from Owenia fusiformis, 614 nucleotides. The record is from the annotation of a GenBank genome assembly. Lineage: Eukaryota; Metazoa; Annelida; Polychaeta; Sabellida; Oweniidae.
GGAAAAUAGUUGUAUCAAGGGACGUAAGUAUAGAUCAGGUAAGUUUUUACAAUUUCCAGACAUUUUACCGACGGAAGUAUUUUAAGAAAUAUUGUAUGACCAAGAUUUCUGCAACAACAUAAAAAAGCUGUUUGAUAAUAACUGUACCUGUAAAUGAGGGGAUAAUAUGAACUGGUACAUUGGGUAAAUUAUGCUUUUUAUCUGAAAUGUUGUAGUUGAUGACCAUUUUACACAACAAAAUGGACAAUAUUGUUAAAGUGUUCCUCUGCUUGGGAUUGUGCUUUGUGGCACUCGGGGAAAAAUGCGAUUGUCCUAGGGGUCCACGAGGUUUUAGAGGUGUGAGGGGAAAGCCUGGUAAGGAUGGUGCCCCUGGAGAAAGGGGACCCCAGGGACAAAAGGGUGACCCUGGAACACAGUGCGCUAAACCAAGUUCAUGUCCAAGUGGAUUCGUUUUCAAUCCGUCUCUCAAUUCCUGCUAUUAUUUUAUGUACAUCUAUACCUUGUCAUGGUUUGACGCAAAUGUCUAUUGUGCGCUACAGAACGCCCAUUUGGUCGCAAUAGAAUCUGAAACUGAGCAAAAGUAUAUUUGGGACAAAAUAUCUUGGGAUCAAAAU